This is a messenger RNA of Calypte anna (Anna's hummingbird), 1854 nucleotides long. RefSeq names its product NKAP domain containing 1 (gene NKAPD1). Lineage: Eukaryota; Metazoa; Chordata; Aves; Apodiformes; Trochilidae. The coding region runs from base 12 to 1022 and encodes 336 amino acids. The record is from RefSeq and is a predicted model, not a curated record. The transcript has 4 exons.
CACCGCCGCCAAUGCCCUUCAGCCCCGUGGUGACCGCGUCGCGGGGCCCGCGGUUCGCCGAACGUCCCGGAGUGUGCUGGUCGGGGGAAGCGGUUCGGGGAGGGACCGGUUCCGGCCGGGAGCUGAGCGCAGGCUCGGCCUCUCCGCUCCCUUCCUGCUCAGCGCCCGGUGCGGGCCUGGCGGGUCCGGUGGUACCGGGAUCCUGCGGGGGGGCAGGAGGAUGUCCCGGGUGCCGGUGGGGAAGGUGCUGCUGCGGAACGUCAUCCGGCACACGGGAGCGCACAACAAGCAGCCGGAUGCGCAGUGAUGGGUUUGAUGAGGAGGGACACAGAGCUGACUGGAAAACCAGGAACUCACCAUUUUUUGACCCAGUUGAAGAUGAUCUCCUGAGGGCCCGAUCCUGGAAUAAAAAACUCUAUGAGUGUGAAGCCAACAUGCCAGACAGAUGGGGUCACAGUGGCUAUAAAGAGUUGUACCCUGAGGAAUUUGAUACAGAUAGUGACCAGCAAGGAGGAGAUGAACAAAAUGCUAUGAAUGGAAAGAAGAAAUCUCACCUGGGAAAGCAAAGUGCCCGUGAGGGACACAAACGGAAAAAAACAAAGAAAUCCCACAAGAAGAAGCAAAAAAAGAGAUCACACAAAAAGAGGAAGAAAAAGAAAAAGGAGCAGGGGAGAACAUCCUCAGAGUCUUCCCGGGAGAGUGAGUGCUCGGAAGCAGAGACUUCAAGCACCCAGAAAAGGAAACACAAGCGCAAGAAAAAGACCAGGAAAGUGCCUGCCAGGGAUCCUACCUCUUCAUCUGGGCAGGAAAGUGACUUUUCUCAUGCAAGCAGCUCAAGCACCAGCAGCUCUGAGGACAGUGAAUCCGAGGAGAAAAAGGAGAAACGGCCCCCAAAAAAGAGAAAGAAACGUCCCAACUCUGUGUCAGAGAGGCAGAAUGAAGUACCAGAGAAGAGGAGCAAGAGGAAGAACUGGAAAGUGGCCACUGAUGAGAAAUCAGAGGAUAGCUCAGAGGAGGACUGAUGAGUCCAGGCUGCAGCUCAAACAGUGAGGCAGAGGACAGAGGCAGGUAUUUAUCUUUCAGCACUGCCCCAUGGUACAACUUGUUUCAACACUGUGGUUUAAAUAUAUCCUGCCAGCCCAUGGGAGAGAAACUGAGCCCUGGCAGCCUGCAGUAGGUGCCUCUUUGCUUUUCAUUGACUUUCAGAAAACCAGGGGAGCAGAUGCCUGCUUCACAGGUUGGUGGGUCCUGCCAACUGAGAUUCUGUGACCAGGCUGACCUUUGAUGCACGAAAAUAUCAGCUGUGUGCAGGGGGAAAACAAUGUGCACCAAAAACAUUUUUUUUUUUUUCAAUUAAGUUUUAACAGGUUGCUUUCUUGGGUUACCCAAUACUUGAGCAAGACUUGCAGUAGGAGAGGGGAGUCACAAAAAGUCUGAUAACAGAGGAAAUGUCACUGGAUGUAGCCCCACUGGAUUUAGUGUUGUCUUCCCAUCCUCCAGCAAAAGCAGAUCUUGUGGUGGCACAGAUCAGUCAGGACACAGAAGGGAGCAUGAAGGAAUUACUCUCAUUCCAGCUGAAGGUGCAGUGAAUCCUUCCAUAAUGAUGAAGAAAACACACCAGUGCAUUUGCUUGUUCUGGACUUCUCUCCUAAUCCUGUUGUGGGCCAGCCACUGUGUCUGCCAUUCCUCCCUUCUCUCUGGAGGGAUGUUGGAAUCCUGUGUGCUGGCAGAGCCUUGGUGGGUGGUGUGUUCUGCCUCUGGUCUGCCCAGUGUACAGCUGGAGGAUUUGGUACUGGGCCAUUCUCCCUGCAGCUGAACAGCCAAGCCUUUUAACAAAUAAAUACAUCCAGACAA